This is a messenger RNA of Lotus japonicus, 1845 nucleotides long. Its product is annotated as protein FAR1-RELATED SEQUENCE 5-like. The transcript has a single exon. Gene Ontology annotation, biological process: regulation of DNA-templated transcription. NCBI's taxonomy places the organism in Eukaryota, Viridiplantae, Streptophyta, Magnoliopsida, Fabales, Fabaceae. Gene Ontology annotation, molecular function: zinc ion binding. The record is from RefSeq and is a predicted model, not a curated record. The coding region runs from base 1 to 1845 and encodes 614 amino acids.
AUGAGGAUUCGAUUGGUUGCUGAAAGUAGUAGGUGGCAUGUUGUGUUUUUUGGAGAUGCUCACAAUCAUGCUAUGUUAGAGGGAAAGCAAUCAUCCAUGUUGCCAGCACACCGGCACUUAAAAGAUGGUGAUAUAGCUGGUCUGAACAGUAUGAGACAAGCCGGAAUUAGCACCCAUGACAUAUACAAUCUAAUGGCUGACCAAUCUGGAGGAUAUGAAAAAAUCAAUGCACUGAAAGUUGACAUGUUUAAUCAAAUGACGAAGCAGAAACAAAAGGAGCAGUGUGAUGCGAAAGCUGUUUUAGUAUACCUUAAGGGACUUGCUUCGGGUGAUGCUGGAAUGUUUUGGUCACACCAUGCGGAUGAAGAUGGUAAUUUAAAACAAGUGUUUUGGGCUGAUGGGAUUAGUAGAAUGGAUUUUCAGGUGUUUGGUGAAGUUCUUGCUUUUGACGCAACAUACCGGAAGAACCGGUACGGGUGUCCCAUAGUUGUUCUAGUUGGAGUUAACCAUCACUGUCAGACAAUUGUAUUUGGCACAGCAGUUUUGACUAAUGAGAAAGAGGAAAGCUAUGUGUGGGUUUUGGAGCAGUUUUUGGCAGCAAUGAAGGGGAAACAACCAGCGGCAGUUAUAACUGAUGGGGCUCCCGCCAUGUGGAACGCUAUCACUCGUUUACUACCCAAAGCUCAUCACCGACUGUGUGCUUGGCACCUUUUACAAAAUGCUCAAAGAAAUGUGGGUGAUUCGAAUUUCGUGAAAGGCUUUAAAAGCUGCAUGCUGGGUAACUAUACUGUUGCACACUUCAAAAAAAAAUGGUUUCAAUUGGUUAGUGAUUUAAAUCUUGAAGACAAUCCAUGGGUUCAAGGAUUGUAUGAGAAGAGGCACAUGUGGGCUACUUGUAUGAUGCGGGGGAAGUUCUUUGCCGGUUUUCGCACUACUUCACGGUGUGAAGGUAUGCAUUCUCAAAUUGGUCGGAUUGUGCGUUCCAGAAAUAGCUUACUUGAGUUUGUUCAAUACUUUGAACGUUACGUGAACUACAUGAGAUGGAGAGAGGUUGAUGCAGACUAUAAGUCUGUGGUAGGAGAUGCUGUUCCAAAGACCAACGUGCGUGCCCUUGAACUAUGUGCUGCAAAUCUUUACACAAGGACGGUAUUCUUAAAGUUUCGCUCAUGGCUCAGUAGUGGAAGCCUAGUGAAGGUUGCUGGCAUGAAGGAUACCUCCUCAUGUAUUAUAUAUUCCAUGUACAGGUACUGUAAACCUGCGAAACUGUGGUAUGUGGCACAUGAUGAACAGACGUCAACAUUUAGGUGUUCAUGUCAGCGGAUGGAGACCUUUGGACUUCCUUGUGAUCAUAUAAUAGGUCUGUUGGUGCAUUUGGACAUUGAUGUCAUCCCAAAAAGUUUAGUAUUGCAAAGAUGGUGUAAGUCAGCAAAAGAAUCUAUGAAGGGGAAUUCAGAAUCUGCUUUCAAAUUCUGGGAGUCAACCGUUUUGGCUAGGCUGGGUUCGUUGGUGAUGAGAAGUAGAGAAAUGUUUAACCUUGGAUGUGAAUCAAUGGAGGACUACCUGGAUACAGUUGAUGUCAUGGCUAAGCAUGUUGAGAAACUAAAGGCUAAGAAGGUUGAAAACAAGGGACCUGAUGAUGAGGACACAAAUAUUAAUGGUGUGGAUAUUAAAGGGAUUGAUGAAGUGAAAAAUCCGCAUGUAGUCAAGAGUGGCAGUUCAAGUGGCACCAAAAGGAAGUGUAGUGUUUGCAAGCAGGGGGGUCACAACAAAACCACAUGUCCAGAUAACAAAAGGCAGAAAGUUUCAGCUGUAAGUGGUCUAGGUGUGGAAGGUGGUCAUGCUUAA